CUGCAAAGACUGCUGGAGCUCCCCACUUGGGUGCUGUGACUGUAGGCCUUGCCGAUUGAGAGUUUGCCUGGCAGGCCAACCCAGGGAGUCCGCCCUGAGGAGUGUCGCGACUUAACGUUAGGUCAUACGAUUAGGUCAUACUUGCUCAAGAAGCUGUAGCCAUGUCGUCCCGACUUGCUCAGAAGGCAGUGGAGGUCGCGCACCAGGACAAGCGCCUGUUCGGGGGUGCUGCUCGGCAUUUCUACUUUGAGAUUUGCCGGUGCUUGCCGUUCAUUCAGCGGCUGCACAAAAUGGAGGAGAUGGUGUCGCUGAAGGAGCUGCGUGCCAUCGUUAAGGAGAAGUUCAAGGAGUACAAGGACGUCAAGGACGGGCGGGUGGUGGACCUGCUCAUCUUCAAGGGCCGCGAGGAGAUUGAGACCUACCUGCUCAUGCACAAGCAGCGGCACCACGUGGUGACGGAGGUGGUGGAGCCCUAUUACGCCAAGCAGCGCGCGGUGAAGAAGGUGACCACGAACAGCCCCUUCCUGGACAGCUUCCUGUCGUCCGGUUACGCGGCCAUUGGCGUGCGCAACUCAUAAACGAGAACAGCGACAGCGGACAGGGCGCACGGUACAGCGCGGCUUCUGAGAUUGAGGCGGCGACGGGAGUGAGCUAUCUGGCUGGUGCUGGAGGAUGUUGUGAAGGGUAUGUGGGGAGGGUUUCCACAACACACCAUUUUGGAGGCGCGCAGUGGCGUGUGGUAGUGGCCGCCGGCUGAAGCUAGGGCUGGUUGGUGACGGCUGUGGUGCUGGACGAUUUACAGCUGGUCGGGCAAAGCCUGGCCGGCACUGGCUUAUGAUGACGAGAUAAUGAGUAGGGAUUACGCAUAGGCUUGUGUUAGCUGUUGACAGGGCAACGGCAGAGUGCUGCGUUGCUAAGCUGUCUGAGCAGGGAAUUGAGGGAUGUAGAGGCGUAGAGACACGUGCAAGCAGCUUACAGGAUGACUUCGGCAAGCUUUUAUACUAGCAUUGAUCACAAGAAUGGACAAGCGUCCAUGCAUUAGUUUAAGCUGUGUUCACACUUGCAACGAGAAUGGCUUGAGGCAUGCCUAGCGCGCGUACGCGUAGAGCAGGUGCUGCGCGUAUGGCAUGCGCUGGUCGGGCGCAAACGCUUGCCCCGACGUGUGCUUGUGCGAGGUGGGGCUCUGCGGGCUGACGUUGUAAGCGUAUGUAUCAGCUGGUGUCACCGGAGUGGGAGCGACAGCAGGCCAUGCGCUCGGUGACUGCUGGUGCGGAGCAACUGACUGCAGCUGCUGAUACGGGCCUGGCGCUGGGUGGUACCCCAUGGCUGCAUGGGCGUGCGGCGACGGCGGCGCGGCUGUGUGGCUUGGGUAGGCGUAGAACGACAUCGUGCCAAGCGCGCUCACCGACCCCAGACUUGCACGCAGUGGCUGCUGCUGCUGCGGCUGCAGCUGCUGCGUCUGAUGCGCCGGGCUGGCAGCAAACUGCGGGUCCCCACUGUAGCCAGCCGGAGGGUAGUAGGAUGCUGGCGGCGCAGCCGCCCAGUGGCCGAGUGUCUGCCCUUGCAGCUGCGCGGAUGGCGGGUGUGACCAGGGCUGCGGCGAGGAGCGCGCCGGCGGCCCCGCCGUCGUGUAGUGCUGCGGUGAAGCCAUCGCCUGCAGGUAGGCCGGCCAGUGGCUGCUGCCCGCAACCGGCUGACCGUAUCCUGGCGUCAGUCCCACGUGCGUGCCGCCAGACGGAACCGACGGCGUGGAGUGCCACUGCGGCUGCGGCU
Chlamydomonas reinhardtii is the source of this 1773-nucleotide messenger RNA. RefSeq lists its product as uncharacterized. The transcript has 5 exons. Gene Ontology annotation, biological process: response to oxidative stress. The record is from RefSeq and is a predicted model, not a curated record. The coding region runs from base 162 to 578 and encodes 138 amino acids. NCBI's taxonomy places the organism in Eukaryota, Viridiplantae, Chlorophyta, Chlorophyceae, Chlamydomonadales, Chlamydomonadaceae.